UAUAAGAAUGGUUUUGCAGUGGGCAUUCAGGGUUCGGCGUAUGUAACAAUUUCUUAGAACUUCCAAUAACUAGUGGUGAUAUUUCGUUAUGUUAAUGCCUUGUUAACAUGGUAUGGCUCCAGCAGACAUCCCCGACUGCUCCAAUUAAAAAUUUAAGGAAGAAACUGGACAUUUAAGACCAACUCGUUGCAGUUUUGCAACAUCGCAGCAAGCCAUGACAGAAAUGCAAUACAUUGAUACAGAGUUGCCAUCUAAGGCUGUGGACAACACAACUUCUUUGAUGAUUGAAAAUGAAUACGCAGAGAUCGGCAACUAUAUAACAGACAAUGAAAACAACAUAAUCAAAGAGGUGUUGAGAUACCCAAAAAAAAGAUGUCCGAUUAUGUUGAAAGUGAUUGCAGGAAUCAUGGGUUUUAUUUUGGUGGUUGGUACUACUAUUGGAGUAGUUCUCACUGUAAGCAGAGAUUCAAGUGAUGUCACACUUAGGGUUCCACCUGAAAAUGAAACAUUGACACCUAAAACUGGGACACCUAAAACAUUGGCACUACUAGCUGAAAACACAACAAAAUCAACUGUCAUUAAAUCUACCACCUCAUUCUCUCCAGCUUGGAACAAACCUCUUGAAAGUAAACAUCUUGGUAUCCCACAAAAGACACCGACUUUCCAAGAGGCCAUCAUUGUAUCAUCACGACCAUCAGGUUCUGUUGCGCCAGCUGCAAAUUCCAUUCUACCAGCAAUGUCCUCAACUUCUCCUGCAACCUGCAACUGUGACAGUUAUGAGAGUUUGAGACGCGAUGUCAUAAAAAUAAUUGCUUCCAAUGCUGAAUCCUGUGAAUACAUCCGGAUAAGGUUAAACCAAAAGUACAAGGAACCAUGGCAAUGCUUUAGUGGUACAUCUGAAGAAUUUGGUUACUCUAUCACUUAUGACAAUAACCAUUUUGUCAGGUACCAGAUGGGUGCCUUGGAGUAUAUUGUUUUCCGGACAAGAUACAUAAGAAGGUCACAGACGGAUAGAAAUGCCACGUCUGCCUCAACACCAUGUUGUAUUGGUACAGGUAGGACAUUUCAUUGUAUGUUUUUAAGUACAUACACGUACAUGUAUUGCUACAACAUCUAUAUGGUUCAGCUAACAUAG
This is a messenger RNA of Owenia fusiformis, 1135 nucleotides long. Lineage: Eukaryota; Metazoa; Annelida; Polychaeta; Sabellida; Oweniidae. The record is from the annotation of a GenBank genome assembly.